AUGCUGGGCUGGUGUGAAGCAAUAGCCUGUAAUCCUCGCAGGAUUCCUACCACCACUAGGACCCCAGAGGGCUCAGAAGAGUGGGCUGAUACCUCGCAAGCCUCCACACUGAAUGACAAAUCCCCAAGGCGAUCUGCAAGUCGAUCAAGUAAUAUUUCAAAAGCCAGCAGUCCAACAACUGGGACAGCUCCCAGGAGCCAGUCAAGGUUGUCUGUCUGUCCAUCCACUCAGGACAUCUGCAGGAUCUGUCACUGCGAAGGGGACGAGGAGAGCCCGCUCAUCACGCCCUGCCGCUGCACAGGCACCCUACGCUUCGUGCACCAGGCCUGUCUGCACCAGUGGAUCAAGAGCUCUGACACACGCUGCUGUGAGCUGUGCAAGUAUGACUUCAUCAUGGAGACCAAGCUCAAGCCUCUGCGGAAGUGGGAGAAACUGCAGAUGACCACAAGCGAAAGGAGGAAAAUCUUCUGCUCCGUCACUUUCCACGUCAUUGCCAUCACCUGCGUGGUCUGGUCCUUGUACGUGCUGAUAGAUCGGACGGCAGAGGAGAUCAAGCAGGGAAAUGAUAAUGGUGUCCUCGAAUGGCCAUUUUGGACAAAGCUGGUUGUGGUGGCCAUCGGCUUCACAGGAGGUCUGGUCUUCAUGUAUGUACAGUGCAAAGUCUACGUGCAGCUGUGGCGCAGGCUGAAGGCCUACAACCGCGUGAUCUUCGUGCAGAACUGCCCAGACACCGCCAAGAGGGCGGAGAAGAACCGCUCUUGCACCGUGAGCAUGGACACCAAGGACGCUGGGGCGGUGCCCGCACUGCAGACAGGGACCACCGCACUGCCACCAGCGGAGGCUGGCCCCACUGAGCUCAUACCUGUGUGAUGGGGCCAGUGGAGGCCUGUCACCGAGUCCAGCCUGUCACUACAGAUGACAGAAGCGAUCCUGAGUAGUCACCCUCUAUCUUCUCUCCGCUUUCUGACUCAUUUGUUCUUACUUUGCUCAAAAGGAAAGAAGAAAACACCAAAUGACCAGGAUCCCAUGAAACAGUCUCAAGUGUAAAGAGGAAAUGUGGAAGUUAGCUGGAAAAUGAUUUCUGAGACAAUUAACCACUGGUGCAAGGGAUGCUUUUAGGCAAUGAGGAAAGCCUGAGUGGACAGACCUAUGAGUCUUCACAGUAGCAGGGAAAGUUCUGGAAUAAGGACUUGAGUUGAACGUGCGUUUCUUCUAGGGCCUCAUGAUGCUAACUCUCUCAUCUGGAAAUGACAAACGUAUCUGGGUUUAAGCUUGAAAUUGUCUGCAUUAUCCCUAAGGCACAUCAGACGCAAACUUGGAAGAUGUGUAUUUUGAUAUUCAUACUUUGACAGCUAACAGGUUUUUAUGGCUGUAGUGGAGUACAGUUUGACAGGUAUAUGUUUUUAAAAUAGAUGCAAGGCACAUUUGAAGAUAUUAAUAUUUGAAAUUAUGUUUAAAUCAUGAAGAGUAGAUUUUCAAAAUAUUUUGGGAUUUAAUUAGCUCUGUUAAAUACACAGAAGCCUUGUAUACUCUACUUGGACCCUCUGAAACAGCACUGUCCAACAGAAAUGUAAUGUGAGCCACAAAGGCUGGCUAUAUAUGCAAAUUUAAAAUUUUCUAGUAGCACCAUUAGAAAAAGUAAAAAUACAUAGGUGAAUUUCGUUAAUGUUUUAUUUAGCAUUAUAUACCCAAGUUAUCACUUCAAUGUCAUCAUUAUAAAAAAUUAUUGAGUUAUUUUACAUCUCCUUUUAUGAACCAAGUCUUCCAAAUCCAGUAUGCAUUUCAUCCUUUCAGGGACUCUCAAUUCAAAUCUACUGUAUUGGACAGAGCAGCCCUAAAAUUAGAGACAAAGCCUGUUUUAAAAGUUGAAUCUUUCAAAACAGCACUUCAUUCUUUUAUUCAAAGUAUCACAAAUGUUACUUUACAAAGCACUAGUCAAAUGAAGUAUCUUAAUAAGAGUUAGAUAAAGUUACUAUUUUUUAAAGGGUAAAAAAACUAUAAAGCAAUCUACCCAUGACAAAGUUUUGAAAUUAACUUAUUUGCUACUAUGAAGCACUUAUAAUAGGGGAAAUAAAAAUUUUUAAGUCAAAUGUACUUUUUUAAAUCCACAUAAGGUGUCAACUUGACAGGUGAGUAGUUAUGACCAAGCAUUUAGCCUGUAUUUUAAAGUGCUGACAGUUAUUUCCCUUGCUCAACUGGGAAGCAGAAACAUUCAACAUUCUGUGAUAAGUAAUAAAUUGAGUUGUUUAGGUUUGACAGAUGAGUUGAGUAUUUUAUUCUUUGCAUAUUCAUGUAAACCUGAAGCAUGAAUACUGCAGUGAGCUAGAUUAAUGAUUAUAAAUAUAGUGGCCUGUCAAAGAGAGAUCUCUUACGUGAAACAAGGUAAUUUAUUUUUGCUAGCUGUUAUUAUUGUGAAAAGGCAACCAUGAUGGCCAUAGAACCAAAGCAUGGGUUUCGCAUUGCACAAAUCUGGGUAUCACAUUGAUGUACUUUGUAAUUGUCAGUGUGCUUGUUCCUCAUAGGCUACCAUAGGAAAAAGGAAAGAGAGAUAACCUUUUACUGAUUAGAAGGAUGGUAUGAUAUUAGUAGUGGCUGACACUGAGUCCAAAUAGUCCCAGUUCUUAGAAAUACAGCAAAGGUCAACAGCGUCAACUUUGUGUGUGCACGUGGUGUGUGUGUGUUCCUGUAUAUACAUGAGAAAAACGUCAAAGUGUUCAGUUGGGCAGCAAACAAGAGGUUUUUUAAAGCUCAUUUUUCUUAAAACUUGUUGAAUGAAGGCACAGGAAAAAACCAAAACACUUGAGGCAACUAAACUGGACCAAAAUUUCUGCACAAACAAAAACAUAGUGGUGUAAUUAAAAAUAUAUGAACCUCAAACUGGACUUUGUAUUAACUUUCUAAUUUCCAUCUUCAAGGUUUAAGACAUAUACAUUCAUGGAUAAUGAAGCUUUGGGUGACUUAACCAUGGCACUUCACCCAAGGGACUAAACGUGAUUCAUUUCACUUGAUAACUUUCCUAAACAGUUUACUAAUCUAUGUCUACUGAGGUUUAGCAACGACAACAGUUUCACAAGCUCCUGAGGGAACAAAGUUGUCACCAGCAAACAAAGAACGUUGAUCUCUCUGUCCUCUGCUCUGUAAGGAAAAGGAUUAUUUACACCAAAAAUACCAUUUAAAUUCUGCCCAAACUUUAGAAAGAUAGGUAAGUAUGUGGCUCAUAGCACAGUGGAAGAUGAUUGGCUCACAUGAGGCCUGGUUUAUUUAGGGGCACACUGAACACUAGAAUGAAAAAUAGAGAUAAGCAUUACUGUAUUAAUGGUAAAAGAGGUCACAGUGUUUUAAAACCACACGUAAAUUCUCAAAAUUAACUUGAAUAGGCUUUGACUUUCUUGAAAUGAGAAAAUAGAGAGUUCUCUAACAGGUUAAAAGUUAGAAUUACUCUGCUAUUCUUUUUUAAACCCUGAACUCUCGAAUUUAAAUCCUUAAAGAGUUUUCCCAUAAUGGCUGUUGAAGGUUCAAACAACUGAAAUAACUGUGUAUUUAAAACCUAGUGUUGACUGUUUUCUUUUAUACUGUGUGGCGAUGGUCUCUGACCUUUCAGUGACUGGGUGUGGCUUUGUGAAAAUACUUCUGUGGACUGGAUAUACCCUUCAAAAAGAAAAACUGCUCUCUGGAAUGCUCUUCAAUUUUUUGAAGCAUGUUUACCUGCUUAUGUAAGAAAUAAAAUGGAAUUGAAACAAAGGACUUAAAUUGAAGAAUAAAUUGAUAGUUCUACUAAAACCUUGGCUUUUUAUAAUGACUCUGUGGUAUUACCAUUGCCAUUUACACUGUUAAUUUUUUAAAAGAUCUGCCACUUUUACUAUAUAAGCUCAAAUAUUAAAUUGUAAAGAAAUGCAAUCCAUAUUUUUUUUUAAAGUGAAGCCCAAAAGGCAAUUAAGCUUAAGUACAAACAAAACAAAGAUGUUCCCAUCAACUUGGGAUAUAAAACAAUGGAGAAACUGAGGGAAGACAGGUGUACACAGUAAAGGAGUCUUCUAAAUGCCGCAGGAUUAAAUCUCAUCCUGAGCUGCUGUUCAUGGGAUUACAGUCCCAGAGAAACAGCUGCAUAGUUAAUCUGUUUUCCAAAAGGUCCCUGAACCAUCUAUAUAUUUUGGCUGGAAAACUAGCCCAUUAGAGCAAUGGCAUCACUAACAUAUUCUAAUUGUCAUGGAGAUGAGGUGGGGAAGAGUGUUUCAUUUGCCUGACACAGUUCACCUUUCCUUUCAUGCCAAUUAAUAUUUUGGAACAAAGUAGAGCUAUUCAAACUUAACAUUGUCAUUAUUGUAGUUGUCAUACAAUUGUGCAGGACUUACACUUUAAUUAGACAGAAAGCAAUUUUCUUUCCUUUUAUGUCAGCCCAAAGGUGCUAUUUUACAUAUCAAUACAGUUGAGAGGAAGUACUGUUAUUUUGGGCUGCAGUGUUUCCUCCACAUCUGAAGAAAGCCCAUUAGAAACUGCAUUAAAACAAAUGAAAAACGUUAACUGUGUGCAAUUUUGGGGAUUGAGCAUUUGUACUUUUUUUGGUUUUUCCUAAUUCUCUUGCAUUAACGAUUUACUGUUUUGUGAAUUAUGCGUGAUAAGAAAUUAAGGAAAACAAUUCCCUGUGAAAAAAAGACUUUGUAUAUUAAAUAAGUGACCCAAA
This is a messenger RNA of Capra hircus (goat), 4681 nucleotides long. It is a transcript of the gene MARCHF1, whose product is annotated as membrane associated ring-CH-type finger 1. NCBI's taxonomy places the organism in Eukaryota, Metazoa, Chordata, Mammalia, Artiodactyla, Bovidae. Bases 1 to 870 code for a protein of 289 amino acids. Gene Ontology annotation, biological process: antigen processing and presentation of peptide antigen via MHC class II; protein polyubiquitination; immune response. Gene Ontology annotation, molecular function: ubiquitin protein ligase activity; zinc ion binding; MHC protein binding. The record is from RefSeq and is a predicted model, not a curated record. Gene Ontology annotation, cellular component: cytoplasm; late endosome membrane; early endosome membrane. The transcript has 6 exons.